Molecule: messenger RNA, 2682 nt
Organism: Mercenaria mercenaria
Lineage: Eukaryota; Metazoa; Mollusca; Bivalvia; Venerida; Veneridae
Product: von Willebrand factor D and EGF domain-containing protein-like
Exons: 14
Coding region: 247-2385 (712 amino acids)
Biological process (GO): peptidyl-lysine oxidation
Cellular component (GO): membrane
Molecular function (GO): protein-lysine 6-oxidase activity
Source: RefSeq, a predicted model, not a curated record
UAAUGGUAUUAUCCUAUAAUUAAUUUAUAAAAUAUAACAGAUUUGCAACGUGUUGAACGACAAAGUGAGUGUAAAACGAUAUAGUUUACAUUAUUGUAUUUUAUUUAUUUUCUUUUUGUAAAUUUAGGAAUUGAAGCGUCUGUGAGAAUUCGAGGUGGCUGGUCAAGAUAUUCUGGUUUAGUAGAAGUUUUUGUCAAUAAGUCAUGGAACCCUGUUUGUUCUGAAGAAUUUACAAAGUAUGAUGCGAUGAUUGUCUGUAAUAUAUCCGGUCAUACUAAUAUACAAGACAGCACAGUUUCGGUACAUUCAAACAAGUUUUACGGCAUCAAAGCAAGUUCAACGAGAAUUAGGAAUCUCAACUGCGCUGGAUAUGAAGACAAUUUGUUCGACUGUGGACAAGGCGCAUGGGCGAACUUGUCAAAGUCUUGCACAGAUGAAUUUGCAGCUGUAAAUUGUCGAACAACCACCGACGUAAGACUUAUGUCUGGAGACCAUGUCCUUCCCGUAGGGAACACUUCAGUCACUGGAAGGGUUGAGGUUUUGUACAAUGGAAACUGGGGUUCAGUUUGUGACGACCAUUUUGAUGACAACGACGCUCAUGUUCUAUGCCUAAUGCUUGGCUUCAGUUUCGGGCAGUUCAAAACUGAGGAACAUGGACCAAGUGCUGGCCAAACGAUAAUUGAUGAUCUCGAAUGUGUAGGGAUAGAACGAGAUAUAUCUGAGUGUAAAGCAAGGCGCUGGGGAUCACAUGACUGUCGAAAUGACGAAAGUGUUGUGAUACACUGCGAUCACGUGGAAAAUUUUGACCCAUGUAUGCCAACUUAUUACGCUCGUUUGCCAGAUUUAGAAUUCAGAUAUGUUUCAAUCAAAUUAGACGGUCUCAAACAAAGUCAUAACGAUUCCAAGCUACCUUAUAGAUGGUAUUACGUUGGAGGAAACAAAAUGCCAGAAUUCAAACCUGAAUUAGGCCGAUGUGGAACAUCAUUUCCCAUAUACAGCUUAGAUAAGUCCCCUGAUACGACUGGUGACGUGCGCACUAUAAGAUCCAAACAGGCUAAUACUGACGCGCAAUAUAACGUGCAAGUGAAGAAAUGUGAAGGUUUUUAUGUUUACAGACUUCCAGCUACUAAUGAUGACAGGAGUGCAUACUGCUUUGGAAUGGGUUCUGAAGAAACUGCUCCUCUGUUCAUAAUAAACAACACGGAAACUGUUGUCAUGCAUAACCAAACUCACAUCUGGUUUGUUUGCAAAUUUGACGAAUCUGACGACGAUCUGUUCUAUCAAGUAUACUGGAAAAUUGACGGAAACAAGCAUCUUUCCAUUGUGAAGGGAUACUGUAACAGGUCAAAUAUGUCUAAGCUACAUCUAACUGAAGCAGAUUUUAUCGAAAAUGACAUUUUGCUUGGAACAUAUAUUGAAUGUGAUGUUCGUCCCUUCAUGAAGCCAUACGGACAACCAGGGCUAAAAUCUAAACAUUCAUCAGUAUUUUAUGCCGGAGUGAAUAUAAUUACACCAAAACUUCGUGUUCGGAGUGGUGAAACGUCUUCUGUAGACGUUAUUAAUACAGUACCUAUUGUAUGCAAUGAUAGUACUCGGAAAUACUGCAAUAUGAGUCUUAGCUACACCACACCUGAACAAAGCACUUGCACAAGUAUCCCGGCAUUUCCUAGAGGAUGUGAUGAACAACUUAGGCCUGAUGCCAUAGGGCAAGUUUUAUCUGUAGGCAUAACAACAACUGAGUCGGGGCAGUACAGCGUUCCUGGAAAGUACAACAUUUUAAUGGAAGUGCAACCUUCAUCCGACAGUGUCAAGUUAUGGAGAAAUACAAAUAGAUUAAAAGAAAUAGAAGUUGAUAUUGUUGAAGAGUCAAAUACACAAUGGAGAGGGAGAAUAUGUAGUAUUAGAAAUGAUCCGCAUAUGAACAGCUUUGAUGGAAGGUCAUAUGAGCAUCACGAAGCUGAUGGCGAAUAUAUUCUAUACAGACAUAAACGAUUCACUGAAGUUGAGGUUCAACAUAAAAUAAUUCCCUGUUACAAAAAUGCCCGCGUUAAGUGUAAUUGUGGAGUUGCUGUUCGCGCGGGAAAAGAUAUUUAUGUGAUAGAUGUAUGUAAUGGGUCUCUGAAAAUUGGCUACAAGCUUUGCAGUAAUGGAGUACUUAGAACCAUGAAAGAAAAUGAUUUCACAUAUACUAUCCUUUUGCCUUAUGGAACAGCAGUAAAAGUAAGAAUCGAUAAUAUACCAAGAAGAAGGCAAGGCAUUGGUAAAGUUAUAGACAUCAGUGUUCUUCCAUCUCUUCAUGAUAAAGACGGAAGUAGCGUUGGUUUAUGUGGGACAUUAAAUGGAAACACUAAUGAUGACUUUCUACACAGAAACAAUAUUGGUUGAAGUGACGCUGUUGAGUUUAUCCGUUCGUGGCGUGUAUUCGCGAAUGAGAGACUUUUAUCUACAGAUUUACAUAACAUAAAUCUAGGUCACAUGCAUUCAGCUGCUUGUACUUGUCAGAAACAAAGCAGAUUUGGGGAUGUAUCUUGUACUAGAAGUGGAACUGCUUGUUCACGGGGUUUCUUGACUGGUCACCAUAGCUGUGGAAAAGUCUCUCCUAGAAGGACCGUUAGAUCUUUGUCAGAUCAUCAUAGAAUACCGGUCGUCCGACAUACUCGCACAUUUUCAGACCAAUUGAUU